This is a messenger RNA of Closterium sp. Naga37s-1, 6930 nucleotides long. Lineage: Eukaryota; Viridiplantae; Streptophyta; Zygnematophyceae; Desmidiales; Closteriaceae. The record is from the annotation of a GenBank genome assembly.
AUGAGUGUGCGCGAGUCACGUUCUCUUCUCCGCAAUGCCCUCGCGGGCGUCGACGCAGCGCGCCGAGCAGAGCUGGUGGAGUGGGCGGAUCAGGGUUCGGGGAACUGGGAAUCGGAUGCGCAAGAUGCGGGCGUGCGUGAAUCAUCGGCAGCGGAAUCCAUGUCGCGAGUUCCGCACGACAUUGGCGUCAGUAGGCUGCGCCCGGCAACAUGCGAAAGCGCCAGUACAAACGACAGGCGGCAGUGGGCGGGAGCGGGGAUAGGAAAGAGCGCAUCCGUGCUUUCCGCGCACGAUGUAACCGCCACGCGGAGCAUGUCUCCUUUGGAUGACUCAGUCCCCUGCAUUGCCCCUCCGCGCUCGCCUGGCGGAACCCGCGGGUUGGGGGAGCGGAGCGUGACUGAGCGGACGUUGCGGGGGAGGGGCAUGGCGGCGGUUGCGCUAAGUAGCAGCAUGCAGCGGUCCGCCACUCUUGCGCGGUAUCUACAAGACCAGGGUUUCCGCGAGCAUGUGCGACAGCGAGUAGGCACGUGGGUGCUGGAGCAAGGCACCGCGCCGUCCGCGACGGCCACGGGGGAUGCGACGACGGCGACGGCGACGGCGACUUUCGGCGAUCUCCGUCGCAAACAGCAUGUCCUCGAUUUGCUGCGAGUUCGCUUGCUGCAGCAGCGGCAGGCGACGAACCGCGGAUGGGAAGAGGAGGCGGAGAGAGGGGAGAUGGACGAGGAGGAAGCGGAGGAAGAGGAAGAGGAAGAGGAGGGGCCGGAGCUUGUGCGAACGAAAACAAUGCGUCGCAGCCUGUCGCUUCCGGAGUCGGAAUUCGACGAAUUGGUGUCGCCUCUAGUCGCACGCGGCGCCGAACCAUCCGCUGGCGGCGGUCUGUACCUCAUCGGUCGGGACGGCAUGGACGGCAGCGGGGCGAGCGGUGGCAGCGGCGGCGGCGGCGGAGCCGUUCCCGAGGUGCGUCUGCUCCGCAGCGCCGUUGGUCAGUCGCUGCUCGUAUCGCGCACGGGUAGGUGGGAGAUUGAACCGCAAUCCACGCUAAGACGCCUCCGCCCACCGCGCAAGGAAUCCCCGCUGCUCUCCGCGGAGCUCGCCGGCCGCGCAGAACCAAGCGCGCGCGCGGACGGCUGGGGAGGGAGGGGAGACGAGGGAAUCGGGGGACGGGUUGAGGCGGGGGAAUGCUGGGAGGGCGCGGGUACCGAAUUUGUAGCGCGUGCGGGGAGCGCGGAAGAGCGGACGGCGGACGUUCAGGGGGCGUCCGCGGAGAGGUUCUUGCGGAGUGCUGGGGGACGUGCAGGAGGUGUUACAGGCGGGGGAAUGGUAGGCGGAACGGGCGGCGGGAUGGGCGGGGGAAUGGGCGGGGAAGACGUUAGGCGGGGAAGGGAGUUCUCACGGGCGUCAGCCAUGGCCCCUGUCUCCCCCAGAGGCUAUACUUCCCUGCGGAAUAGUAUCCCGGGCACCAUGGGCGGCAGACAGGCGGAAGCAGGAUCCAGGGCGGAAGAUUUUGGGCUCUCCGCGGGAUUGGGCGGGCAGGGCGCGCGCCUCCCCGGCAGCAGCGGCGGAAUGGGCACAGUUCCGCUGCUUUCCGCCAUGCCCAAGUCGCUGAGCAUGCCCGUGAGACGCCUGAUGCCUCUGCCCUUCAACCUCAGCCAAGUGGCCGCUGCUGCUGCUGCUGCAGGCGCUGCAACAGGCGUGCAGCAGCAGCAGCCGCAGCCACAACCGCCGCAGCAGCCGCAGCAGCCGCAGCAGCAGCAGCAGCCGCAGCAGCAGGGAGGAUGGCCAGGAGGCGGAGGCGGAGGCGGAGGAGGGGAAGGGAGAGGGGGGGGUGGGGAGAGUGUGUCGGUGAAAAUGGCACAUCCGACCGGUCGCAGCCAAUCGUUCCGCUACAGCUACCGUCCUGAUCAGCAGCAGCCGCACCAGCAGCAGCAGCAGCAGCAGAGCUUCCACAACCAGCGUCCCGAUUUCCCUCACGCCAAUCUGCAGCAACAGCAACAGCAGCAGCUGCAAAUGAGGCAGCAAAUGCAACUGUGGCAGCAGCAGCAGCAGCAGCAGCAGCAUCAGAGGCGCCCCACCCCGCUACCCGGCCCCAUUGCAGGGUCCAUACCAGGCCGCCUGUCUCGCUCCCGCAUGCUCUCCAAAGCCAAGAGCGAGCCCAGGGGAGGCGGCCUUAACGACCUCCCUGUGCCGCUCUACCCCUCCCCUCCCUCUGUCCCCGUGCCCCCUGCUCAUGCCUCUCGCUUCACCUCCUCCCACCUCCUCACGAGCUCGUCUGCUACGUCCGCAGACCCUGCCGAGUGUCUAGUCGUUGGCAGCAGCAGCGCCACCAGCAGCACCAGUAGCAGUAGUAGGAGUACCAGUUUUGGUCUCGGUGCAAGUACGAGCAACCCCCAUGCAGCAGCACUGGGAGGAGGUGACGUGUCUUUUCCGGGUGCUGGCGGUUCUACUCUCACCCGCCGCAAUUCGGGGUUUGUAGUGCCGCGGAUAUUCAUCCCUGGUUCCAACAGCAAUGACGCUGACUGCUCCCCAAGCGACAAGGUCUAUGCUCUCUCCCGCCCCGACCCAACUGCUGCUGCUCCUGCUGCUGCGGCUGCUGGUGGUGCUAUCAUCGGUGUUUCUUCUUCUGCUUCCUCCUCCUCCUCUUUAUCCUCGUCUGCUGCUGCUGCUACUGUGCCUGGACCGGGAAUGGGAGUAGCAGCACGAGCAGCAGCAGCAGCAGCAGCAGCAGGGGCAGGGGCAAAGGCAGGCACACAAACCCGCAGCGGGCCCAGCGCAAGGGGUGGGGCGGCAGGCAUGGUGGCAGGGGGUGUAGGGCCGGCAGCAGAUGGAGCCGCGGGCGUAACAGCAGCAACAGCAGCAGCAGGAGCAGCAGGAGCAGGAGGAGGAACAGCAGGAGGAAAAGGGCGGGCAGGUGCGGGCAGGUCGGUGGAUGGCAAUGGUGCUGCCUUGCGUGCCCUGCGCAAGUCACAGAGUGCCCCUCGCCGCGGGAUGGAUGCAGACGCCGAUGCUGCUGCCCUCCUGCUCGCCUCCUCCGGGAACCUCCCCUGGAACCACAGCCCUCUGGCUUUCAAACCUGCUGCUGCUGGAGAAACAGCAGCGGCAGCAGUGGUACCAGGAGCAGCAGUGCCACCGCGACUUGCUCCACAGGAGCAGAGACAGCAGCAGCAGCAGCAGCAGCAGCAGCAGCAGCAGCAGCAAGACCCACAGCAAGCCCAGCAGCGCAGCCCUUCCCUUCCUCGUCCUCGCCCCGCCCUGCGCAUUUCUGUCCCCUGCCCAGCUUCUGAGCUCCCGCUCUCCGCAACCACAGUGUCAGUUCCCUUUGCCCCGGUGAGAGUAUCUCAGAUGUCACCCAGGCUGCCCUCUGCUGGCCUACCCCCUCUCUCCCCUGGUCCGAACUCUGCCCGACGGUUUGGACUCUUCCAUUCCUUCUCCACUUCCGCUGCUGCCAGAGCUGCCGGUAGCGUUCCUGGUUUCCCUGCUGCUGCUGGUAGUGCCACUGCUUUGGCUGCAGCUACGGGUGGUAGCAGUAGCGCUGCUGCUACUGCUGCUGCGGCUGCUACUGCUGGUGGUGCUAUUGCUCUUGGGGGUACUUCUGCCGUUGCAAGUGGGGGUUGGUCCACAGGAGAACCGGGCCCACCUGGUCCUGCACCAGGACCAUCUGGUGCAGGCACAGGUGCAAUGGGCACGAGGAAGGCAGAAGGAAAGGCGGGUGUGAGGGAGAGGCGUGGGCUCCACAGGGGGGUGUCUGUUGCUGCGUCUCCUUCUGUUUCGUCUGGUACCUUUGUUUCCUCUGCUUCGUCUGCGUCCGUGUCACGCCAUCUGCGGCGCACGGUGACAGAUCCCAUGGAGAGGGGGAGAGGGCAGGUGAGUGUCGUUGCUGCUGCUUCUGCUGCUGCGGGUGGUUCUGCUGGUGGUGCUGCUGCUGCUGCUGCUGCUGCUUCUGCUGCGGGCAGUGCGCGUGAAGUGCAUGUGACCACAGCACAAGCAGCAGCGGCGACGGCAAUGGAUGGGGUUGGAGGCGAGGUGAUGGCAUGGGCGGUUCGUGCGGUGCAGUGCGGUGCUGUUCCUCCUCCUCCUGCUGCUGUUCGCCAGGCUGCAGGCUUGCGGUCAAACAAGUCAAGACGGUCAAGACACUCAAGCAAUGGCCAGCAGCAGCAGCAGCAGCAGCACAGUGGCUGGGCAGAGGCAGGUCCGGCUGCUUCUGCUGUGCCUGGUGCUGCUGCUGCUGGUGCUGGUGCUGGUGCUGCUGCUGCUGCACCAGAGGGGGCGUGGAGAAAGCAAGGCAGGAUCGCAGCAGCGGUGUCGGAAGGUGUGAGUGCGUGGGUGGGGAGUGUAACCGAAGGAAUGGUCACAGGGCAACGGAGAACAAGGGUGCCAGCUCACGCGCGGCUACACGACGACGAAGGGCCGUGUGUGGACGAGUCUGUUCUCAGAGACAUGGACCUUCCUCUCUUCUUCCACUCAGGCCCUCCCCUACAGCACAUGCUCGCCCUUGGCCUGCCUCCUGGUGCUUUCCUGCUGGGUGCCACUGCAUCUGCAGUAACAGAAGGCGCGAGAGGAGGAGGAGGAGGGGGAGGGGAAGGGGGAACUGCAGAGGCAGCGCAAACGGCUUGUACAGGUGACGGUGUUGCCACCACCACCACCACGGCCACCAGCAGCAGGCGUGCAUACGCACAGCGAGUGUUCCGCACGGCCCGCUUCCCUCUCUCGCUCGGCGCAGUCGUGUCAGCUCUAUCUGAGCACAUGGGCUCGCUAGCGCCUCCCGGCUCCUCUCUCGCCCUCACUGCUGCCACUGCCGCCGCCGCUGCCGUUGCAGCUGCUUCUGCUGCGGGAGUGGUUGCCGCACCUUCCUCCUCCCUCUCCCCCGUGCCCGUCGCCUCUCCUUGGAAACCCUCUUCUGUUUCCCAGCUCUCAUUACCUGCCCCUCACCCUCCUCACCCUUCCCAGCCUCCUCAACUGUCCCUGACCACACCGGCUGCUGCUGCUGCUGCUGCUGCCGCUGCUGCUUCUGCUCCAUGGGGAGCAGUCGAGAACUUGUUUUCCCAAGGUGUGCCUCUGCCUGUGCCUGUGCCUGCGCCUGUGCCUGUGCCUAUGCCUAUGCCUGUGCCCGGGCCUCUGCCUGUGAGUCAAAAGUCCACACCCCGUCGCAGCCAACCCCUGGUUCAAGGGAAGCUGAAUGCGGCAUCUCCUGCUGCUGCCACCACCGCCGCGACCACCACCACCGCCACCACCGCCGCCGCCGCCGCCGCCGCCAACGGCAACAGUAACAUCCCACGCGUCAACACCAGCAUCAGCAGCAGCAGGAGCAGCAGCAGCAGCAGUUUGCAAUCCCUCAUCAUGCAACCCCAUCGCCCCCCCUCUCUUGACCCGAAACCCCCUCCUCUUCCCCAAUCCUCCCCCUCCCCACCCCAGCUCACACUCCCCACUCCCUCACUCCUCCUCUCCCCCCCCACUCACCCCACCACCUCCCUCUCCUAUUCGCCGCACCCUCCUCGCGUCCCUCCCCGUCCCACUGUGUCUCUCUCCCCUCGCCGAGCACAUGUGGGCGUGCAUGAGAGAGAGGGGGAGGGCGUGGGGGGGUGGGGAGGAGGGGAGGGGGGGAGAGCAAACCGUGGGCCCAUGAGUGGACUGGGUUUCGAUGGGGUGGAGGUUGGGGGCAAAGAGGCAGUGGUGCGCCUGAAAAGGGGGGCAUCUUCUGAGGGAGGUUCUGCUGCUGCUGCUGCUGCUGCUGCUACUGUUGAUGCGGGUACAGGAGCAGUGAAUGGGAGUGGUAGCUACAGCGGCAGGAGCGCCACCAGUGGUACUGCUGUUGCUGCUGCUGCUGCUGCUGCUGCUGCUUCCGCUUCUCCUGCUGCUGCUACCGGUGGUGUUGGCGGCGCUAGUCGUGGUGCCGGUGCUGGCGUUUCGCUGCUGCCGAGCAACCCUCCAAAUGAGCUUCACCAUCCGUCUCCUCCCUAUCCCCUCAUUCUCCCGCACCCACCUCCUCACAGCAACACGUCCCCUCCUCGUCCCUCUCCCCACACCCGCCUCUCGCACUCCUCCUCCUCCUCCUCCUCCUCCUCCACCUCUCACCACCACCCAAGCAGCACCACCCCUGCUUCUGCCAAUAGUGCUGCUUCCACUAGCCUCCCUUCAAGCAGCAGCAAGGCUGUGGGGAGUACAGCAGGGGAGAGACACCAAGGGUUGGAUAACACUCGUGCUGCUGCCAGGGUUGUGCCCCUCUCCUCUCUCUCCUCUGCUAACGGUGCUCCUCCCUCCACCUCCAAUGGCCCUGUGGUUGGGUCUUCACUUGCCAAUGGUGCUGUGAGGUCUGCUCCAAGUGCUUCGGGUGCUGCAAGUGUUGCAAGUGCUGCGUCAAGUGUAGUAAGUGCAGCUAGUCUAGUGAGUGCCCCAAGCAAGGCACGGCGGGGGUUGGAGCCAGUGGUAGCAAGAACGGGUGGAAGUGUCUCAGGUAGGCACAACCUGCCAUCUGCUGCCGCUUCUGCUGGUUCGGACGGUGCUCAUGCUGCUGCUUCUGCUGCUGGUGUUGGUGGUAGUCAUGGUGUUGGUGAAGCAGCAGCAGCAGCAGCAGCAGCAGCAGCAAACGGUGCGGGAGGGAAUGAUAUGGGAAUUGUGCAGGGUGGCGGUGGUGGUGGCGGUGGUGGUGGUGGCGGCGAUGGUGGUGGUGGUGGGGGUGGUGGUGGUGGGGGUGGAAAUCCCCAGCUGCAAGGAGGGCAACAGGGGGAAGGCUGGAGGGAGAAUAUCAGAGGGAAUGUGCUGAGCCGUGGAAACAAAAUGCAUGGGGGACGGGGGGGAGGGAGAGGAGUGCGAGGAAGGAGAGGAGGACGUGUUGGUGGUAGGGUCACUGCCACAGAGCAAGAGCAGGGGCAUGGCAGUGGCAUACGUGCGAUGGGUGUUGUGGUUGGAAAGGUUUCAGAUGCUGGGGAAGACUAG